Messenger RNA from Varroa destructor (honeybee mite), 8467 nucleotides. RefSeq names its product Egl_like_exo domain-containing protein (gene egl). The record is from RefSeq and is a predicted model, not a curated record. Gene Ontology annotation, molecular function: 3'-5' exonuclease activity; nucleic acid binding. Gene Ontology annotation, biological process: nucleobase-containing compound metabolic process. Lineage: Eukaryota; Metazoa; Arthropoda; Arachnida; Mesostigmata; Varroidae.
UUGGGAAUCAGCUGUUUUGUUUUCUGUUAAAAUUGUGUUGAGUGUGUGGGGUGGCACGGAUAAGAUAGCAUUUGGUGCGCUUCGAUUAGGCUUCCUUCAAGAGGUGGCCACCGCGUGGCAAAAACACCAGCCACGAUGGAGGGCAAGGAUUACGACCAGAUUCGCAACCUUACGCUGAUGUUUUUUAUUGAACGGCUCAUGGAUAAGGGCCAGCCGCGGACGCUGCACGAUCUAUCAUGCCAGUUCGGCACUAAGGGGUUCACUAAGGAAAUGCGACAAAUUGCCGGUGGUAGCCAAUCCGGCUUAAAGAAAUUCCUACAACAGUACCCAUCUAUAUUCACAAUCGAAGGAGACCAGGUAUCAGUAACAAACUUUAACAGUAAUAGUGCAAACGUUAAGAGAAGAGACUACGAACAGGAAGCGGUCGACUAUUUCCGAACCAAGCUGGAACAGUAUGGCAAUGCAGAAGUACCCAUAAAAUCCCUUCUCGGACACAGAUCUCAAGCGUCACCUGAAGUGCGACACAUUUCCGGUCAGCAUGGCAAAGAAUUCCGGGAUUUUCUUGCGAAACACCCGGACAUUUUUGUGCUCAAAGAUGACCACGUAGUGCUCCGCUCAGUGUUGGAGAACGUCGAGGGAGGCGCGUCGCUUAUUCACCUCGAGGAGGAUACGAGUCUCGUCGAGGAGGAACCUCCAGCGCUUGAUUCGCACCUGCGCGAACAGCUCUGCUCAAUAUUCGAACAACACGUUAAAUCACGUAGCUCCGUCUCUGUCGACAAUCUCUUCCUGCACUUGACGUCACGUUUUUCACGCGACGUCUACUCGAAGAUGAUUAAGUGUUCUGGUGACCUCUGCGCCUUCCUCAAGAUGAACUCACACAUAUUUCAUGUGCAGAGCAACAUAGUCACGAUCUCGGCUGAACGAUUACGUCAGGCAGCGCAAACCCGCAUUCAACCCGAUCCCCCCGCGCCAAAACCGCCGCCACAACCGUCGCCCGCCCAGCCGCAGAGUAUUCAGCAGCGGAUUAAGAAUCAAAUUCUUAAGGUUGUCGCUGAAAACUCGGCAAUGGAAUAUCGGGAGCGCGGUGGAGCAGCUGGAAGCUAUUCCCACACACCCCCUGCCAUUGUACAAAAUCCCCAACAGACACUGGAACAGCAGAAAUGUCUUCAGGAGAUGUUGCGAAAUGUUCGAAUCAUCGCCAAGCCCAAGGAGUGUGCGACACUUGUUCACAAUUUGCUCAACAAGCAGUACGAGUCUGUGGCCGUUGACGCCGAAGGCGUCAAUCUUGGCCCGAAAGGUCCCAUGACUCUGCUGCAAGUGGCCACGCCCGAUCGGCAAGUUUAUCUAUUCGAUUUGCUUUCGAAUCCUGCACUAUUACAAGACGGCAAAUUGCGCGAGUUGCUUGAGUCUGAGCGAGUUCUUAAGGUCAUGCAUGAUUGCCGCAACGACAGCGCUGCCCUCUAUCACCAAUUUGGCAUAACAUUGCGAAACGUGUUUGACACGCAAGCAGCACAUGCCGUGCUUCAACAACAGGACCAUGCCAAGCCCGUGUACAAGGUUAAAAAUAUUUCACUUGCAACCCUUUGUGACAUGUAUGGCGGACCGCUCAACCCGCGCAGAGAUCAAAUGAAAGCUCUGUACAGGCGAGACCAAAAGUUCUGGUCUCGUCGUCCCCUGACGGACGACAUGAUCUUCCAUGCCGCUUUCGAUGUCAUUUGCCUGAGUGCACCGUCGGUGCUCGAUAAUUUGAAGGCAGCAAUUCGCGAAGAAAGUAAAAGUCUAAUGCAAGACCUCUGCCAAGAACAAAUUCAUUCCUAUAUUCAACCGGACGAGGUGAAACUUAAGAAAAAGCAGCGCAAAGUUGACCAUGAGGUAUCCGAUCUCCGGGCACGCCUCAGUGGCAACUCGGUCAAACCUAUCGUCUUGUCCAACCGCGAGAUCCGUCUCUUGCGCUAUAUCGAGCUCACAGACGAGGAGAUUGCGAAAAUUGAAGGCUCGCCAAAAGUCGCUAAGAAACUUGAACGAUUGCGCAGUCACGGCAAAGAAGAUGGAGAUGAGGAAGACGAAGAGUGCGAGGACGGUGAUUACGGCGAAGAAGAAUCAGAAGAGAGUGACACGGCUUCACAACCGCGUUCCGGCGAUUACUGGAGCUACGUAAGCGAUGAGCCCUCGUCGUUAACGGCCACCUCACAAGCGGCCGCCGAACCAGUCAGCAGUAAUUUCAGCCUGAACAGCUUGGCCAACAACAUCAGCAUCAACAACAACAGCAAUCAUCAUAAUAACCUUAACAAUAAUAACAACCUCGACUCAAUCGGAUCAAACGUGAGCAAUCUCAGCAACUCGUCGUCAGGUUGCUGCUGUCAGUGCCAUUUACAUAAUAGUGGAGCAGGUAGCGGAUCUAUCACCGGCCCCAACAGCAUAGUUCGCUCCGCUGGCAGAGAAAGAACUGCAUCUCGAGGUUCGUUCAGUGCAACAAUAACAACAGAAACGGCAACUACAGGAACAUCAAUGACAGCCCCGGACAGCUCGCUGUCCCCGGGUACAGCCCCUGUUGACAACACCAGCACCACCGCAUUCAGUCAACCCAACAAUAUCAAUGAUGCCAAUGGCCUUAGCAAUCACCUAAGUAACAAUAAUGGUAAUGGCACUAGCAAGACAGGCAGUGGCAGCAACGGUUGCAGCCCAAAAUUAGUGAAUGGCAACGUUCCAUUAGAGAAGACGAUUUCAGCAUCGGCGAUCAGCGCCAUGGUAGACGAGGAAACACAGACAUUAUCUACGGGUGAUGUUGUAAUCACAAGGGUGUACUUCGAGGAGGGAGAGCGACCGGGCACACCGCCGGAGCCCGAACGAAAACCCAACGCUCCAAAUGCCAACAGCACAAAGGCCAACCCAAUUCAGCUUGCCGCAUGAACGCAAACAUUGGACGAACACAUUUUAUAGAUGUACCCACACAAAACAAAGAAAAGGAAGAGGAACGCUGGCAAUAGCCAUCGUGCGGAGUAAAUCCUGAGCGUCUGGCGUUAGCGCACGGCGGACGUACAAAGGAGACAUGCACAUCACACAUGCAAGUGUGAUGCUAACCUGAGCUAUCUAAAGUUCUGGAAGAUUCUGCCACCCACCCCCCUCACCCCCCACCCCCGGGGGGCAAGAAGUCCACAGACAUUUGCUGACUCUCUGGAUCAGAACUUACUCCAGAUUAACAGUAACUCUCUCAUGAUCUGAAGUAUCGACAGUAACAAGGCUGAGGUCUGACUAGAUACGAAGGAAAGACGCAAAUCUACUUAUAUCCCAACAAGUGUGGUGUAGAAAUGGAGUUUGCCCGCCAACGGAGUAUAAAAACCUUGUAGUUUAGAACAAAAGGAUACGACGAUUCACUUGCUAGAGCACACUCCAAUUCCUGACCCCUACCCGCAACAAGCAAACAAGCCAGGAUCCCGUUUGUUACAUACGGAUUACAUCAAUCCGUUUUGCAUUUAUUUUCCCAAUUUAUGUUGUUGUAACGUUUGGAGCAACUAUAAAACGGGACAAAGAAAUAUAACCUAUGAUAGUUCAUGCUGCACUUGGUAUCUCGAGAGCCAGGAAGCGAUAAGGUUGAUGAGAUUAUUCCAUAUGGUAAGGACAAUAAGGUAAUCACUUGAUAAUAACUUUGCAUCCAAAUUUUCGUUCUGACCAUACCGUUUUGCACAAAGGGCGGUUCAAGAUAUAUUUAUCAUUUAGAAAAAAGGCACGAAAAAAGAACCUCGUAUGUCUGUUACGCGUUACGUGCAGGCAAACGAAGCUAAAUCCUUACCAGACACCAUAACGAAUUUCACAAUACAUACAUAAUAUCGAGUAAUGUCAAUAGCUUAACAAUACGUGAACAUUAUUAGGAACACGUAAACACACAAAUACAAACAUACGUAAUAAGCACGCGCCUUGAUCGCAAAAAUUACACAUAUUUUUCGUAUAUCUACAUAUACAUAUUUAUACAAACAAUAUAGACAUAUUUGGACAAUUACGGCUCAUUUCUGUAUUAUAUAGGAAAGCUAUCCUUAAUACUGUACAUGACGACAGAGAACAUUACCGUUAUUUCUUUAUUUUAUUUGACAUCUUCGUUUCGUAUAACGAUUGUCACAGACAAACAAAUAAACAAGACAGAUAUAUAAUGGGAAGUGAAAAAUUUGAUACGAAGUCGCUAUUGCUGUCGAUUGCAUUAACCUAAUCGAGCGUUUGAAGACUGUGUCACUAUGAUGCGUAAGCCUAUCAUAAGCAUAAUAACAAUGACAAGAGUAGGUGUUAAGAAGAAAACGGCGAGGAUGGCUCUUUAUCCGAGAGAGAAAUGCCAGUGCUGAUUACUGAUGAUGAAUCUGGCAUCAACAGAGACUUACAAAUAAUAAGUUGAACUACAACAGAAUGGUAAAUAGAUAUCGACGAAAACCAUGAAAAGCGCAGUCAACGAAAAGCGGAAAAUUAGUUGAAGACAAAGCCGCUUUAUCACGAGUUUCCGCUCUAAUCAAUGUUGGGUACAACUUCAAAAAGUGGCGAAUCAAAACCCGAAUCUCCCGAGAUCACCGAAUAAGCAAAUGCUUGCUUUUCUGAUGUUCUGUCGACAGAUAUAGGUACAUGGGGUUUGCAGGAUUUGACAAGCAAAAACCCGAACAGAUAAUUACUACAACUGUAUUCGGAAGUGGUGGAACCGAUUCACGAUGUUGUGGUCACUAUAAUUCUGCAGUGUCUUCCUUACCUGUUCUAAAGCCAGAUGGAUAUUCCUGCUAAUAUUUUUUGUUGUAUUGGCAGUAGAUUACUUAGAAGAAAGAAAUAGCCAGGUACGGGGUUUGCAAGGACUGUUUCUAAAAAAAACUUUAUUUUUCACUGGAAAUGUCGAUUGUUAGUGUACUUUACCUAUGCUACAUCAUAUGUCACCAUAUAUAAUCUUAGUGUUAAAAACAUCUUUUUUUUUGCUGGCGUAUGAAUGGCUGGCAGAUUUCUGACUGAUUUCCUAUAUUGAAACCGCCCACCACUAUGAACAUGUUUCAUUACUCCUGAGAUCCCGAUUUCGACAACCUGCAUUCAACCGAUAUCUGUUUCACAUGGAAUUGCGUUGUCACUCUUUUUUACACUGUCAUUGUUUUACUCGUUGGCAGAAUUAACAGGUGAUGAAUAAGUUAGUAUCAAGAAUACGACAGAUGAUUGUAAGAGAUAGCAGAGAACCUAUUGGAAGACCAUGAUAAGGCAACGAUUUUUUUGGGGCUCAUGCCUGUGCUGAACGGCCGAAUCUAUUGUUGGGUCGUUCGAACACGAGCAAAUAAUUGAAUAUGCCGCUAGAUACUUAAUUAAGCCGCCAGUCUGAUGACCAGGGCUCUUUUAAUAUUCCAUCACCCGUACUGUCAAUAGCUUUAUUUUGAUAGCGACAAUGUGUGGCUACUGUUAAUCACAUUAAUGAAAGCAUUAUUACCUCCCCGGUAAUAGAGCAUAUCAUUAGAGAAUCAAUGAGAGAGCAUCAAUGAAAGGCUUAGACUUUCAGCUUGUGACUGCGUAUGAGUAGGUCCCGAGACUGGCAAAAACCUAAAGACGAACCCAAGCUUAGUCGCGGUUAACCCUAUAUUCUAUUCUCGUUAUAGACACUGGCUACGAGAACGCCUAUCAUAUAAGCUUGCUGUAUAAUUGCAGCAUAGAAGAUUUACUAAAGCACCUGUUUUGAGUAUCUGCCCUGGUCGCAUGACGACCACCUCAGAUCGACGCAGGUGUGUAUAUCAACAGUCCCGUCUCAUCGAAUUCAGAUCAUUACAGAUGACAGUGUUACUUUUAAACAUUGAUUGAUUGAAAGAACACCAUCAAUUAUUGCUUUGCUUGACCACCUUGUAGAACACUUAACAGGCUGACUGCUCAUUCCAUGUGCUGAUAUUCUUUAUUGAACCGUACAAGAGUAGCGAUAAUGGCGUCAGUGUCAACUGCAAAAGUAGACACCAUCAUUUGCAUAACUGCAGGCACACUUUCGUAAUGAUAAAAGGGGAAAUGAAAUAACAAGGACAGCAACCAAACGAGUCCGAACUGCGAAUUUGGCCAACAAGAAAAACAACAAUAACACCCGGCUGUGCAAAAUCACUACAUGUUUAUGCGUCGCCGACAGGUGUUAGCAAAAUGAUGCAUCCGAAGAAACACAAAAAAAAACGGAAAAAAGAUUAUUAUUAAUACGUUCUUCAAUAAAUAGUUACUCGUCGAGAGUAGAAUCUGAAUGAGCGGCUUGAAGCCAGCUCGAUUGUGAUAUGAUAACUUCCGCAACGGAGGCCGUAAGAAAGAGUAUAUAUAUAUGUAUCAGUAUAUAUAUAUAUAUACUGAAAGAUAAACAGAAGUUUUGAUAGCAAAAGAAAGAAAGGGCAUGCGAAAGAAAGCGAAGUAAAUAUGAGAGAAUAAAUGCGCGAGUGAGACCUACUAUCUAAGUAUAUAUAUAUAUACAUAUAUAUGAAAUUGAAAAAGGAGUGCGCUGUCAAUACACGUUUAUAUAUGAGGAUAUUAUUAUAUGGAUACUGAUACUGCUGUAUCGAUUUAAUAGAGUGGGUAAACUUUGCCACCCGUCCGUUAAUCACCGACGAACUCCAGCAGUGAUGAGUCCAAAUGACAUAUGGUAGAGAGCAAUAAAGCAAAAAAGUAGACGUUCAGAAAUGAUGAAAGUAUUUGUAUGUUUGGCUCUCGAUGAUCCAUUCACCAUAUUUUAGCUAUUUCGCUUACGUUUUCCUUUUUUUUUUUAUCUUAUAGACAAAAAAUCAAGAGGGAAGUUGUGUAUGUUUUAUUUUAACUACAACGUAUGACCUCGACAAUCGAUCGCGGCCCCUGUUUGAUUUUUUCGCCCGGCCUGUCGUUUCCCACCCGAGCUUUUGUUUUGAGCAGGUAAAUUCAACUGCGUAGGUUUAGGACAUUUUUCCAUUCUAAGUCUUCUUGCUUCCCAAGGAAUGUUCCCUGAGCUCAAGCGUUGCUCGGAAAUGGGUGGACCGGCUUCAUUGUUUUGUCUCACAUGGGUUUUAUGUGUGCGUACAUAAAAUAGACAAUCCCAUGUUCUGGGCGCCCGAAAUACUUCGCCUUCGUUCUGAGUGGCUGACGAAAUCUUCUAAACGUAUCUAUGUCAGCGUAGACAAAAAACGAAAAAUAAGGUAUAACUACAGUCUGUUCCUUAUGACUGCGAUAUCUGCUAUUGUCAUAGUCGUUAAUAGCGCUGAAUAAUUGAUGUUAUUGUAAUGUUGUCGACCGCCGUAAAUGAAAACAGAAUCCGCUCUGUAGCAUCGUUCACGGGAAAGAGCGAGCCAUGGGUGAAACAACAGCUACACAUAACAAUGAUUUCAUAAAACAUCACAGUUGGCAAAUAUAAAACUUACAGUCAGUUUUUGACGGCGGCGCUAUAAAAAAAAUAACAACUAAAUAGUAGGUCAGCCGCAUCAGGACAACAACAAAAACAACAAGAAGAUUAGUAUUAGCAACUAUACAGUGACAGCAGCAGCCGCAGCGGUAAUAAGAACAACGGCAAUAAUACGAUACAAGAAUAAAUGAAGCGAAACAUUGGUAAAAAACGAGCGUAAGCUGCUAUGGAAUAAUAGAGAUUAUAGACGAAAACCACACAAAUGACCGCCAUGGCAUUGCACUCGCCCAUUAGCCCCUCACCAGAUGCACGAAAGCACGACAGCACUGACUAAAAUUUCAAGAGAAAAAUACAAAUUUCCAUAAAGAGAAAGACGAAAAAAUAGAUAAUGAAACACGAUGGGUAAUAUUUUAAGAUGAUGUCAAAAAAGCAAAAACGGGGGGAUCUAUCCGUCAAUUGAAAAUACUGAUUUUCCGCAUUGUUCCGGUUUUAACUCAUCCGACAGCUACUGGACAGUUUUGUAAGCGCGAAGAACAAGCUAACAAGGUAUAGAAACUAACCAUGGAUGCAACACAUUGAGUGGUAUAGCAGUAGCAGUGUCUACAACAAACCUAUGAUGUUUUCAGAGAAAAAUUUUGAAAGCACAAUUUAUAUGUUUCUGUGAAAGCGUGCUGCCAUGUUCCGGCAUUGACACCUCAGCGAGAACACCCGCAUCUGUGGCAUGCAUCUAGAAGAUAAACUCGGCUUUUUAUGAACUGUUCGGUAAUACUAUCGGAAAACAACGGUAAUAAUGGCAAUCGGGUCAAAUGCGUAUUUUUUUUUAUGAGUUCGGUUGGGCUUGCUUAGGUUUAGGAUGUUGGUGGAGCCGUCACGAGCAAAUUGUUUCGUGGCAAUAUCCAUAUCUAUGAAUACAUACAAAUGGGGAUAUAGCAAAUGGGCCACUGAAAAAAAAAUGUACACCCUUGGGUACCAGGGGUGGUUGCGACACGGGGGCGGAAUGGCAGACAACCGAGACAAUCUGAUCUAAUUGAACGUGUCGAUCAUUCUCCAUUCAUACACAGCUGAGACCGCCUACACCGGUCAAUCAAACAUCUACCAACCAACCAACAAACUCAAAUAAAAAAAAAAACAAUAAAA